GUAGGAAUGAGCAUGACAGCUGAGCACGUGUAUGGUGUCACUGUUGCAGGAGAGUCCUCCUGUGACAACAGCGCUGCUGCCGGUCCUGCCAUUCCCUUUCUGCAGCCCAUGUUGGUGGGUCCUGCGCUCUUCUAGCUGCUUUGAGGUUCUUCCUGGUUGAAAACUGGAGCGGGGCUGCAGUUCCAUGGUGGUGCCAGCACUGGUGGGUUGAAGGAUGCCCCCUCCCAUCUCAGGUGACAUCGAGGAAUGGGGAAAACAAAAGUGGGGCUGGCGUGCUGGUUUUUCUGAGCUCUGCCAGUCAACAGUGUCUCAUUUGUCUUGGGAAGACUGUGCAGAUGGGGCCUCGAGUUACACAGCAGCAAGGGUGUAACUGAGCGUGCCACCUGGGCUCUAAGAAGCUUUUGUGGUUUGUAACCAAUGCUCGUCAGAGGAGCUAUCUCGAGAGCUCACAACUGGCUCACUUAAAAGUCGGAUUUGUUUUGAGCUGUUCAAAUAUGAAGAUGUUGUGGAUGCCCCGUCCCUGGAAGCGUUCAAGGCCAGGCUGGAUGGGGCUUUGAGCAACCUGGUCUGGUGGGAGGUGUCCCUGCCCACGGCAGGGAGGUUGGAAUUAGAUGAUGUUUAAGGUCCCUUCCAACCCGAAUCAUUCUGCGAUUCUACGAGCUGGGGAUGAAAGGACAUGCAGAAGUGUAAGUACAGGGAUGGCUGGUGCAGGGUAGAGGCAGUAAGUGGUGAGUUGCUAAAGCAGCACUGCUGGGGUUGUCCCCACACACAGGCUGCUGCCUUUGCAGUGAGGUUUGCAAUGCGCCGUGUUUGUGCACAGUUGUGGAAAAGGUGUGCCGCUGCUACCCCUGAGCUGGCCAGUGACCCUUGUCACCGUGUUCCCCUCCAUGCCAUGCAAAUGAAGGCAGCUGCAUUUCAGUUCCUGCGCUCUGCACAGCAGCCCUACAUCCUGCACGUCAUGUUGCACGUGGCUGGCCGUAAGGAAGCAGCUCAUCGCCCUAUUUCAUGUGCUGUGCUGGCUCAGGCCUAAGCACUGAUGAUGCUUGCAGAGAAACCAGGGUCACCAGAACAUCCUUUUAAUGGCACAGAGGACCCUGCGCAACAGCACGACAGGGAGUUGCUUCCAAGCAUGUCCCAGGCAGCAACUGCAGCUUAACGUCCCACCAGGGGAGCGAGGCCCAGCCCAGCCCAUGGAGCCACAGGGGAUUGUCAAAGCCUUUCCCAAGAGGAAGAAGGUGAGGGAUGACUCAGGGAAAAGCAUCCCUCCAAAGAUCCCAAAAGAAGGAACAGGGGUACCUGAGGCAGAGUGGCUGAAACCAGUCACCGCCUACGUGUUGCAAGCUGGCAUCGGCCAAGCCAGGGCAGAGAUCUUCCGUAAGCAAAUUGUCCAGAAUGGGGGUCAUGUAUGCGACCAUCUCUCUUCAGAGGUGACGCACGUCAUUGUGGCUGAAGACAUGGAUUGUGAUCGAUCCUUUCGGCUCCUGAAAUUAACCAAGCUGCCUUCGGGGUUGCAGCUAGUGAAGGCAUCCUGGCUCAGUGCUUGCAUUAGAGAUCAGGAGCUGCUGAGUACCACUGGCUACGGUGUCUUUAUCCCUCAGAGGUACCUGGAAAAGGGAGAACAGCAGAAACAGCAGCAGCUCCUGGGCAAUGAAGAGGUCCAGCCCCCAGCAGACAAGGAAGCAGCGGAACCAAACACUAAAACACCGGUGGGGGACUUCUCACAGCAAGGUCUGUCCGAGAAAGUCUGUGAUGAUGAAGACAGCGAAGGAGAAGAUGCUAGUGUCACCCAGGGGGAUCUGGAAGCACUGAUUUCUGGCCGCUACCCUGUGAAAUUGUCGGAGGAGACCAGUGACAGCUCUUCCACAGUGGCGCAGCCUGCCAGCAAGUGGGUUUGUGCUCAUUCCUCCGACAGCAAGAAGGAGAAUCACAACCAGUGCAUCACAGAGAAGCUGGAAGUGCUGGCAAAAGCCUAUUCUGUCCAGGGGGACAAGUGGAGGGCCCUGGGCUACUCAAAAGCCAUCAAUGCACUCAAGAGCUACCACAAACCAGUCACCUCCUACCAGGAAGCCUGUAAAAUUCCUGGGAUUGGGAAGCGAAUGGCAGAGAAGAUCCUGGAGAUCUUGGAGAGCGGGCACCUGCGAAAGCUGGAUCAUAUCAGUGAGAGUGUGCCUGUGCUGGAGCUGUUUUCCAACAUCUGGGGAGCCGGUGUCAAGACAGCUCAGAUGUGGUACCAGCAGGGUUUCCGGACGCUGGAUGAUAUCCGCACGAAGGCGUCUCUCACCAGCCAGCAAGCUGUGGGACUGAAGCACUACGAGGAUUUCCUGCAGCGCAUGCCUCGGGAGGAAGCUGCGGAAAUAGAACAGACCGUCAGACAAGCAGCCUUGGCCCUGAAGCCUGGGCUCGUGUGCGUGGCGUGUGGCUCCUACCGCCGGGGGAAGCCCACGUGCGGAGACGUGGACGUGCUGGUCACUCACCCCGACGGGCAGUCUCACCGCGGGGUGUUCAACAAGCUGCUCGACAGCCUCCACAGGAGCGGCUUCCUUACAGACGACCUAGUGAGUCAGGAGGACAACGGUGAUCAGAAGAAGUACCUGGGGGUCUGCCGCCUCCCUGGGCCAGCCCGGCGUCACCGCCGUCUGGACAUCAUCGUGGUGCCUUACGGCGAGUUCGCCUGCGCCCUGCUCUACUUCACCGGCUCGGCUCACUUCAACCGCUCCAUGCGGGCCCUGGCCAAGACCAAGGGCAUGAGCCUCUCGGAGCACGCCCUCAGCUCGGCUGUGGUGCGAGGCCCCGGUGGCGUAAAGGUGUUACCUGGCCGUAUUCUGCCCACCCCCACCGAGAGAGAUGUCUUCAUCCAGCUGGGACUACCUUACCGGGAGCCCUCCGAGCGGGACUGGUGACACGCUGCUGUCACCCAGCGCUCUGAGCCCGCUGCCGUGCUGCUGGUUUGCGGGGUGCUGGCUUCCCCGGUGCUGUGACUGCAAGCUGGGGAUCAUAAACCAGCAAACGGGGCCCUGCUGCUAGCAGAGCUUUGUGGCUUCACCCAGCAGAGGGCGUGGGCUGGAACCAGGCUGGAACCAGGCUGGAAAUGCUGCCCGGUGCCCCACACAUCCUGUGCCCCAGCACUCAGGCAGCCCCUGGCUCCCAUAAGCUACCCUGGCCGCUGGACCAGGCCCCUUCCCCUGCUCACUGCUGCUAGGAGCUGCUGCUGUAGGUAUCACAAAGGUAUCACGAAGGUCCCCCUGUGCUGGUGCUGUGUCCUCCCUCCAUCAGACCUGACUUUUGUCAUCUGGCAGGUCUCAUUGCUUGGGGUUGGGUUGCUGCGGCUGCCACCAGCUUCCCCUGGUGCCCAGUAACCCUUGAGGAAGCACGGGGACUCAAAAUGCUGCGUGUGCUUGCUCUCAGCCCAUCGUGUGUGAGUAUCUGCCAGUGCAGAGAGCUGUGAUCCCCCUGCUCCGGGCACAGGGGCUCCUUUCCUCUCCGUGGAGGGGAGGAGAGGACCUUGGGGUUCAGUGGAGCCGUGCUCAGGCAGGGUUUGAAUGUAAUGGCACUGAAUGUAACCUGGCAGGGCCGUGUGUUUGCUGCACACAGGGUGUGGAGGCAGAGAGAAACACAAGGAGAUAGUUGUAUGAAUUUGGGCAAAGCAAAGCUUUCCCAUUCUGUGCGCGUGAUGGCCAGGAAGUCAUCUGAGCUUUGCGUGUGUGUAUGUGAGUGUACGUGUAAACGUGUGCUCAGCCCUUCACUUCCAGAGGAGUGAAUUUUAUUUCUCAGGAAACCUCAGCUAUUUCUAUAUUCUGGAGAUGAAUUUUGCAGGGGCUUUCGGUGCUCUGCAGCACCGGCUGCUGCGAAGGCCAGGGUGGGUGUUCCUGUGCCAGGACCGCCAGGCUCUCCCUUGUCUUGUGGGGUCCUGGUCACUCUGCACUUUGCUGUGUCACUGUCACACGUGGCGAUGAGCUGCGUUUGCUGCUGGGGCAGGCACAAGGGCAUCGAACCUGGCAGUUUUGCACAGGUUCUUGCUGCACUGUCGGCUGGGGCUGUCGGGCACCAGCGGUGGGGUCUGGGCUCUUUGCUGGGGAGGCCUCGACCCAGGGGUGUCUGUGGUCAGCCCAGCCGUUCUACACAACGCUUGGUGGAAACAAACGUCACCUGGCUUGUCGUGGUGCUUCGGAAUUUGAAGUACAAUAAAUCCCAUCUCUCUCUUUCCUUGA
Cygnus olor (mute swan) is the source of this 4208-nucleotide messenger RNA. RefSeq names its product DNA polymerase lambda (gene POLL). Bases 1080 to 2900 code for a protein of 606 amino acids. Gene Ontology annotation, molecular function: DNA binding; DNA-directed DNA polymerase activity. The transcript is spliced from 9 exons. Gene Ontology annotation, biological process: double-strand break repair via nonhomologous end joining. Gene Ontology annotation, cellular component: nucleus. The record is from RefSeq and is a predicted model, not a curated record. Lineage: Eukaryota; Metazoa; Chordata; Aves; Anseriformes; Anatidae.